Messenger RNA from Carya illinoinensis, 933 nucleotides. Its product is annotated as protein NIM1-INTERACTING 1-like. Gene Ontology annotation, biological process: regulation of systemic acquired resistance. The transcript has a single exon. Lineage: Eukaryota; Viridiplantae; Streptophyta; Magnoliopsida; Fagales; Juglandaceae. The record is from RefSeq and is a predicted model, not a curated record. The coding region runs from base 476 to 847 and encodes 123 amino acids.
UUAGCAAUAAUCAAUUGAGAACAAAACGCAUUGUCUACUUGCAUUGGCAACCUCUCUCUCUCUCUCUAAUCAAGCAGUGAGCAAUAACAAAAGACUAGUCGUCUUUCUUUAUUUCUGAAAAUGAUCUUUAUCAUAUUUACUUCAUGAAAGAAAGAUGGGUAGGGGACACAAAACCCUCUCUCUCUCUCUCUCUCUCUACUAUUUAUGGUUCAUGCACCUUAGCAAUAAUUAAUUGAGAACAAAAAGCAUUGUCUACUUGCAUUGGCAACCUCUCUCUCUCUCUCUCUCUCUCUCUCUCUCUCUCUCUCUCUCUCUCUCUAAUCAAGCAGUGAGCAAUAACAAAAGACCAGUCGUCUUUCUUUAUUUCUCAAAAUGAUCUUUAUCAUGUUUAGUUCAUCAAAGAAAUAAGCAUUAGGUAGAAGAAGUAUCUAUUAUAUUACUCCAUUCUUCUUCUCCUCCUCAAGCACAACAAAACAUGGAAGGAGAAAGAAAGAAGAGGAAGAUGGACAAUGAAGAGGGAGGAGGAGGAGAAGAAGAUGAAGAGAAGAAGAUGGAGCAGUUUUUUGCUUUGAUUAGAAGCACACGGGACGUGCGCAAUCGUUUGAGGAGCAGUGUCAAUGAAUCAAAUAUUAAAGAAGAGAAGAGACCAGUUGAGAAAGAGAUCAAGACAACUGCAGACUGGAAUCCUAAGUUCCAACCGGAAGAUUUUACAGGGGAAGAUAAGCCUAAGAGUCCUGGUGCCAGUAUCCUACCAGGUCCUUCUAAAAGAGAGGAAAAAAAGGAAAGAGAAGUAGUAGAAGAAGAUAGAGGAGAUGUCAAAGGUUUAGACCUAAAUCUUUCUUUGUAGCAGGGUUAUAUUUACAGAAAUGUGAUAUCAUGCAUGUUAAAGAACUGGAUUCACCAUAUGAUAUAAAAACAAAAGGUUGUAGUGCA